Molecule: messenger RNA, 1842 nt
Organism: Lingula anatina
Lineage: Eukaryota; Metazoa; Brachiopoda; Lingulata; Lingulida; Lingulidae
Source: RefSeq, a predicted model, not a curated record
ACUUCAGGACGCAGGAUACAGAGAACGACAUGCCGGGCAACAAGAUGUCCCUAGCGUACCCAUCUAUGGUAGGCGGGAACCCUGGGAAGAGCGUGAUGACGCAAUCCUUCUGCAUGAAGUCUGACGUCACAGAUGACGGUGACCCUGUCACGUGGCCCGCUGGCGAAUACUGUAUUUAUAGGUACAAGGGAUCAUGUCCUAAAGACUUCGACGUCGGAUUCAUCCAAUGGGACGAUGAAAACACCAACAACAAAAACAGCCGAUCUGGAGAACUUCCAGACGGUUUUUACGGGACAAACACACAGAUCGAGUUCUGCUGCCGGACUGACGGCAAAUGGUCUGAUGACGUCACUCUUCCGACAGCAGAACCCUUCCUCCUUUUACAGAAGAACCCCACGGACUGUCAGCGGGUAGCAGGCAUGGAUGCGAGCCAGACGUGGUUUCAGUGGGACACGGAAGACGAGACGCGCGGCGCCAGCUCAGCGGGAUCUGUCCCUUAUAACGGAGUCACGAAGGACGGGGAGGUUAAGCUUCACUACUGCACUUAUUUUCCUUCUAAGCGUCGAUGAUCUCAUUUCGACCCUUUUUUCUACAAAAUGCUCAUUUCUUUUAUUAAUCUUUAAAAACGGUCUUGUUUUCAUUUACUCGCGCGUGUAGCAUCGUCUCUUUCACAAUAAUAGCGUUAGUUCUGAAAAAAGGUUCGUAAUCUUGAAUGAACUGGAAAUCGGUUCGAAUAUUACGAAACUUCACGGUAUGUAGGCGUCUUGAUCAACAGAGGUUGUGCAUCAUGCAGCACCACAAAUCAAAACUUUAGUAUCGAUCUGCCAUAGAUUGAAACAGUAAACAAAUUUCAUCAAAAUUUUCCUGGUUAGUAUUGAUUUUAAUAAAUAAAUUAGUUAAUUGAUAAUAAGAAUGUAAAUGGUGGUGUGAAAGGAAUGACAGUCUGCUAGGAACCGUAGAGACGGUUUCACUUUACCUAUAUAGGCGACUUUCGCCUUGUACAUUUGUAUUUAGCCGGAUAUUACCGGUCUACCCUUUUAAUCGUAUGAGAUCCCAGACUUCCAUUCUAUUCCUGGGACUAGCAUUCCCUCCACACCGGCAUACUUUGUUUUGUUAUUACCGCGCAAACCCGAAAAAUAUACAUUCUAUUUUCUGUUGGAAAAGUACGUCAUAUUGGAAUAAUGCCGUGACGGUAGUUAGCAUCGAGUAUUUUUAGAUAAGCGAUGCAUGAGAAUUCUGUGCCGGGAAAAGUGCUAAUAUUAGAUUUUCUUUAGGACCAUACUUCAGCCUAUAGCUAUUUUAAACCAUGGCCAGUCACUCUAGUAAAUCAACCUUUUCAAGUUUCAAGAGCAUGAUAGUAUAUAAUUUUUUCUCGCGUUUAAAUAUCAACUUACCUCAGAUUUUUUAAUGUUUUAUAAUUAUCAUAUUAUUACCAAAUGUGUAAAAUGCGCGUGAAUUUAAGCACAAAGUCUUUUGAUAAUGUCGAAGAGGUAAUUGUUAGUUUAAGGUAAAAGCGGCGAAUUGUUGUCAGAAAAUUCUCCCUGUCAUCGGUUCCCCCUGGUGCCACAUGUAUUUACAUUACUUUUCUCGCUAGAGUCGAAAUAUACAAGAUAUCCUGCUCAAUUCUCGCCCAGCAACAGGGAUGUAUUGUUUAACAUGUUCACGUUCUAGGAACUGCAAUACGUAUAGUCACACCGUUAUCAACAGCGAGAUAUCUCGCUUUUCAGUGGUGAGAUAUCUCGGUUUUAAGCGUCGUUUUUGUCAAUGAGAGGUGAUAUAAUCCGCAUAUUGCUUAUUUUUUGCAUUUUUAUCUUGAAGACGUACGUUAACAAAUAUGUUUUG